This is a messenger RNA of Heterostelium album PN500, 975 nucleotides long. RefSeq lists its product as uncharacterized. NCBI's taxonomy places the organism in Eukaryota, Evosea, Eumycetozoa, Acytosteliales, Acytosteliaceae. The record is from RefSeq and is a predicted model, not a curated record. Bases 1 to 975 code for a protein of 324 amino acids. The transcript is spliced from 4 exons.
AUGAGAUCUUCAAUUUUAUUUUCUACAAUUCUUUUAUUAUCACUUAUAAAUCAAUGUCUUUCCAUUGAAUAUCUAGAUAUCAAUCAAUUUAUAAUGAUGGGCAAAUACCAUCAAUUUUACGCUGUCAAUACAACCACUGGUGAGUUGAUAAAGAAUGUCGAUGCUGGUAAACAAAAUUAUUUCUUCCAAUCUUUCCUCUCUGGCAAUCCCUUUACCAAUUCUUUUUUGUUGUUGGCCACUGACCAAAAUGAUCAACAAGACGUAAUUCUUGAAUAUUCUAUCAAUGACAAUACUUUUACAGAGAUAAACAGAAUAAACGACAGUUACUCUGGAUUGGCAAACGCACAAAUGUAUGCCUACGACCCAGUUCACAACUUUGUUGCACUUCCAACAGUUGACAUGAACGAACAGAAUCUAACUAUUUACAUUUGGGAUUUUAAUACCAAACAAAUUACAUAUGUUUCACUUCCAUAUGCUCCAAUGAACGGUAAUACUCUUUAUCCAGUAGGAUCAUACGAUGCCACCACCGGAAACUAUUAUAUUAUCUAUAAUAUCGAUGAACCAAAGCUCAGAUUGGGUACCUACUUGGUUGUUUACAACAUGUGGACUAGAACCAUCGUUAAGGAGCCAGUUUACUUUUACGAUUUCGUUAUGCAGGUGCCACAGAUUGUCUAUACCAACGAUCAGAUCUACUUUAUUGACCUCUGUCUCGUUUGUAACUUUAAGAUUUACACUGCCGAUCCCCCCACUCAGAGCACCAAAAAUAUCUACACCGUUCCAGCGAAAUUCAAGCAAUCCAACAAUUUCGGAAGUACUUUCGGUGUCAAGGGUAGCUCCAUUGUCUUAUUCUCCUCUGUGACAUCGGAAAUCUACACCACCACCGUAAUCGAUUUGGCAACCAUGCAAAUACACACCAGUCCUUCAAUUGCAAUGACAAACACUUUCCAAUAUGAAUGGAUAAGUGGUGGAUUCUAA